AUGGUGUUCAUCCUCUUGGCAUGCAGUGAUAUAUGCGGGAAGAAGGUAAAUGUAACGUUGCCCUUCGAGAGGCCUCCCGAGUCACUCGAUGAGCUUUACCGCGUCGUGGAGCAGUUGUUUCGUGGGGAGGAAACGGAUAUAAAACGUACGGUCGACGGUGGCGAAUACCGGACGCGCCCCUCUGAACCCUUUACCUGCCGUCGCAUCCAGCGCUUCGAUGAUGAAACGAGAACUUGGGUGGAAGUAACAAGUGAGAAGCAGUUGGCCCCGUAUGAUCAAUUGUAUGUCUUUCGAAAGAACGCGACGCGAGCUGAUAUUUCCACUGAGCGGGAGCUACCGGAACCUCGCAGCAGCAUUCACUUCCCCCAGACGGAUGGCAGACUCAAUGGGUUAUACACUUCCAAUGCCAACCGACGUGCCAGCACGGCAACGGUGAGUCAUUUGACAAGCUCGCCGCACACGCCCACGACACAACAACAAACGGCCUCUUCGUCCCGCCGCGGUGGGGAGAGCCGCAGGUAUAGUCUCUCCCGAGAGAGGGAAAAGAGUCGCGUUACAAGCAGCAGCUGCGUUCCUGAAUGUAUUGGUGGAAAUGGUUCUCCGCAGGGGUUUGAUAUUAAUGCGCGUGCUGAUAAAGUGGUGAGGAAGCACGUAGAGGCUGUUUACUCCAUUGGAGACGCAUGCAAGAAAGGUUAUCUAACCGCACGAGAGUUUCAGGGCAUUUUUCGGUCCUGCCAUAUAGACUUCCCCUUCGAUGCUAUUGAUGAUAUAUAUCGGGUGUUCGCUGAUGACCGCGACGGGGAUCGGGCCAUGACAAUUCGGAACUUCUACGAGUUCGCGCAUAGUUUCAACCAAACUGUUAAUAUUGCUUAUGCGCGCUUCAGCAACGAAAGGAGACAGCAAGUUGUGGAGCAGGAACAGCGUGGGGCGGAGUCUGCGCUUGAAGAACUGCAAAAGCAGAAACGAAUACUUGAAGAGCGGUUGGAGGAAAUGCAGAAGCAAAUAGUUAAGGAGCAGGAGAGGCGGGCGCGUUUGCAGAAUGAAGCAGAUGAAUUACGUAUGUCCAGGGAUCCGUCUUUGCGGGAAGAAGAACAACGAUUACUCGAGAAGGAAGUGAGUGUGUUCCAAUACAGGAAGAAACUUCUGCAAGAAGAAGUGGAUUAUGAGAAACUGGUAGCAGAGCGUCGUCGCCGGUCGGCGGCUGUAAUGGGUCACACUAAAAUGCUUCCCCAAACAUUCAAAUAUGGGUACGACAUUCAUGACUGA
This is a messenger RNA of Trypanosoma brucei brucei TREU927, 1266 nucleotides long. RefSeq lists its product as hypothetical. Lineage: Eukaryota; Euglenozoa; Kinetoplastea; Trypanosomatida; Trypanosomatidae. Bases 1 to 1266 code for a protein of 421 amino acids. The record is from RefSeq and is a predicted model, not a curated record. The transcript has a single exon.